AUGCGUGUCUCCGUUCAGAUCAUCGCCGGCCUGGCCCUCGCCGCCGGCACCGCCAACGCAGGCCUAUACAGAAGAGCACACCAGACAUCCACCAGCAGCGAAAUAACCACUACCCCAACCGAAACCGCCACUAUGACCACCCCCGUCAUUGAUAAAGACCCCUCCGCCACCGAGACUAGCGCCUCCGGAGCAACCGAGAGCGACGUCUCUACUGUCUUCUCUAGCGCGGAUGCCCAUCCCACCGAGACGACAAGCAUCCCUCUCAUCAAGCCCACCGACGCCGCAUCCUCCGAAGCUGCUAGUUCCUCCGCCGCCGGCAUCUCGACGGCCCCGCUUCCCAAAGCUACCGGUACAGGCGACUACGUUGGUGUCGUUGAUCCCACUGAGGAGUCGAGCAGCAGUGGCGGCCACAGCAGUGGCAGUGGCAGUGGCAGCAAGAGUGGCAGUAGCAGCAGCGGCGGCAGCAGCAGCAGCAGCAAUGACAAUGGCGAAGAGAACACUAAACCCACCACAUCCCGUCAUACCAGCCCUGGUUCCACCCUCGUCGUGCCUGGCCUCGCUGCCCUGGGUAGCCUUGCCAUUGGCCUGAUGGUUCUCGUUUGA
Molecule: messenger RNA, 603 nt
Organism: Aspergillus udagawae
Lineage: Eukaryota; Fungi; Ascomycota; Eurotiomycetes; Eurotiales; Aspergillaceae
Exons: 1
Coding region: 1-603 (200 amino acids)
Source: RefSeq, a predicted model, not a curated record